AUGGGAGAAACAGAGACCUUCGCAUUUCAAGCUGAAAUCAACCAGCUUCUCAGUCUUAUCAUCAACACUUUUUACAGCAACAAGGAAAUCUUCCUUCGAGAACUCAUAAGCAAUUCCUCCGAUGCGUUGGAUAAGAUUCGAUUUGAGAGCUUGACGGACAAGAGCAAGUUGGAUUCGCAGCCGGAGCUUUUCAUUAGGAUUGUCCCGGACAAGGUUAACAAGACUUUGACUAUUAUUGAUAGCGGCGUUGGCAUGAGUAAAGCAGAUUUGGUGAACAAUUUGGGGACAAUUGCAAGGUCUGGGACAAAGGAAUUUAUGGAGGCAUUGCAGGCCGGGGCUGAUGUUAGUAUGAUUGGUCAGUUUGGUGUAGGUUUUUACUCUGCUUACCUCGUGGCCGAGAAAGUUAUUGUGACAACCAAACACAAUGAUGAUGAACAAUAUGUCUGGGAAUCCCAGGCUGGAGGUUCUUUCACUGUAACAAGAGAUGUUAGUGGUGAGCCUUUGGGAAGGGGUACUAAAAUAACUCUCUUCCUCAAGGAUGAUCAGUUGGAAUACCUGGAAGAGAGGAGAAUAAAAGAUCUUGUUAAAAAACAUUCUGAGUUCAUAAGCUACCCAAUAUAUCUCUUGGUUGAGAAGACCACAGAGAAAGAGAUCAGUGAUGAUGAAGACGAGGAGACAAAGAAGGAAGAUGAGGGUGAUGUUGAGGAAGUUGACGAGGACAAAGAGAAGGACAAAAAGAAGAAGAAGAAAAUAAAGGAAGUAACACACGAAUGGCAGCAGAUCAACAAGCAGAAACCCAUCUGGCUCCGUAAACCUGAAGAGAUUACUAAGGAAGAGUAUGCUUCAUUCUACAAGAGUUUAACAAACGACUGGGAGGAACACCUUGCUGUGAAACACUUCUCUGUUGAAGGGCAGCUCGAAUUUAAGGCUAUUCUCUUCGUCCCAAAGAGGGCUCCUUUUGAUCUAUUUGACACAAGGAAGAAGAUGAACAACAUUAAGCUAUAUGUCAGGAGGGUCUUCAUUAUGGACAACUGUGAGGAGCUCAUUCCUGAGUACCUUAGCUUUGUCAAGGGUGUGGUGGAUUCUGACGAUCUGCCACUUAACAUCUCUAGAGAAACGCUUCAGCAGAAUAAGAUUCUCAAGGUCAUCCGGAAAAAUCUGGUGAAGAAGUGUAUUGAGAUGUUCUUUGAAAUUGCAGAAAACAAAGAGGAUUACACGAAAUUCUAUGAAGCCUUCUCCAAGAACAUCAAGUUGGGUAUUCAUGAAGACAGCCAGAACAGGGGUAAACUUGCUGAUCUUCUCAGAUACUACUCUACAAAAAGCGGUGAUGAGAUGACCAGCUUGAAGGACUAUGUCACAAGGAUGAAGGAUGGUCAGAAGGACAUCUACUAUAUCACUGGUGAGAGUAAGAAAGCGGUUGAGAACUCUCCAUUCUUAGAGAAGCUUAAGAGGAGGGGAUAUGAAGUGCUCUUCAUGGUCGAUGCUAUUGACGAAUAUGCUGUUGGUCAAUUAAAAGAGUAUGACGGAAAAAAGCUAGUGUCUGCAACCAAAGAAGGCUUGAAGCUUGAUGACGAAUCUGAGGAAGAGAAAAAGAAGAAGGAAGAAAAGAAGAAAUCGUUCGAGAAUCUCUGCAAAGUUGUCAAGGACAUUCUAGGGGAUAGGGUGGAGAAAGUGGUGGUUUCUGAUAGGAUUGUGGACUCUCCAUGCUGCUUGGUUACUGGGGAAUAUGGUUGGACAGCUAACAUGGAAAGAAUUAUGAAAGCUCAAGCAUUGAGGGACACCUCCAUGGGUGCUUAUAUGUCAAGCAAAAAGACUAUGGAGAUUAACCCGGACAAUGGUAUCAUGGAGGAGCUGCGAAAGAGGGCCGAGGUUGACAAAAACGACAAGUCAGUGAAGGACUUGGUGCUGCUUCUCUUUGAGACUGCGCUGUUGACUUCUGGAUUCAGUCUCGAUGACCCUAACACAUUUGCUUCAAGAAUUCACAGAAUGUUGAAGUUGGGUCUUAGCAUUGAUGAGGAUGAGACUGGUGCUGAUGAUGCUGACAUGCCUGCACUGGAAGAGGAAAACGAGGAAAGCAAAAUGGAGGAAGUUGACUAA
Messenger RNA from Fraxinus pennsylvanica, 2097 nucleotides. Lineage: Eukaryota; Viridiplantae; Streptophyta; Magnoliopsida; Lamiales; Oleaceae. The record is from the annotation of a GenBank genome assembly.